Messenger RNA from Blepharisma stoltei, 453 nucleotides. Lineage: Eukaryota; Ciliophora; Heterotrichea; Heterotrichida; Blepharismidae. The record is from the annotation of a GenBank genome assembly.
AUGGAAGCAAGCUCAAAUAACAAGACAGAAGACCUUUCCCAAGCUGAGAAUAUUUUUGAGCAAAACCAGAAUGAGUGCCUUAUAAACUUCUGUAUUAACUUUUACUACUCUCUCUUAGGCACUGCUGUAUUUCUGGCUUCUGAGCAAAAUCCUGACUCAUCUGAAAGUGAAGAAGAAAGUCAAGUAUGCCAAAUCUGCUAUGCAGAUUUUUCAUGUAAGAAAGGAUUAAGCCAGCAUAUAGGCAAGGUGCACUCGAAGUCUGAUAAGACUGCUCUUUGUGCAAAGUGUGGGAAAUACUUUAAAAAUGAGAAUGCACUCAAGUCACAUGUUAAACAAGUGCAUGAUAAGAUCACACGAGUGCCUUGCAAGAAAUGCGGCAAACUUAUAUAUAAUAAAUAUAUGAUGAAAGCCCAUAUGGCAAGAGAGCAUCCUGCACAAACAAAUAUAAGCUAA